Parasteatoda tepidariorum (common house spider) is the source of this 381-nucleotide messenger RNA. The record is from RefSeq and is a predicted model, not a curated record. Lineage: Eukaryota; Metazoa; Arthropoda; Arachnida; Araneae; Theridiidae.
CAUGAAUUGAAUGUGUGUUGCUAUGAGCAUGAAUUGAAUGCGUGUUGCUGUGAACAUGAAUUGAAUGAGUGUUGCUGUGAACAUGAAUUGAAUGCGUGUUGCUGUGAACAUGAAUUGAAUGCGUGUUGCUGUGAACAUGAAUUGAAUGCGUGUUGCUGUGAACAUGAAUUGAAUGCGUGUUGCUGUGAACAUGAAUUGAAUGCGUGUUGCUGUGAACAUGAAUUGAAUGCGUGUUGCUGUGAACAUGAAUUGAAUGCGUGUUGCUGUGAACAUGAAUUGAAUGCGUGUUGCUGUGAACAUGAAUUGAAUGCGUGUUGCUGUGAACAUGAAUUGAAUGCGUGUUGCUGUGAACAUGANCAUGUUGCUGUGAACAUGAAUUGA